Auanema sp. JU1783 is the source of this 681-nucleotide messenger RNA. The record is from the annotation of a GenBank genome assembly. NCBI's taxonomy places the organism in Eukaryota, Metazoa, Nematoda, Chromadorea, Rhabditida, Rhabditidae.
AUGGGUUUUUUCUUCUCGAAGAUAAUGCGAAAUCUUGUAAUUCUUUACAUCAUCUUCUCCGGUGUUCAGUUUUUGCUCCGUUGGAAGUCUUAUAACAUUUCUCCAAAGGAAUUCAAGCUGAUAGCUGGGAAAUCUAUCGAUCCCAAUCCUGCUACUGCCGUUAAGAAGUUCUCCAACGAGAUUCGACAAAAGUAUGAUCGAGCAAUCGUGCCUGAUCAGCCUUGGAACGAAAUUUUUUUGGGCGGUUUAAACCUUCAAGCUUUGUUUCUUCAUGCUUCUCUAACUGAAUACGCUGCUGUUUUCUAUGCUCCAUUCAGCACUUCUGGACGUGCAGGCUUACAUUGGAGUAAUAGCACAUGUAACGUUCUAUCUGGCUCCGUUAAGCGUCAACUGGGGUCUGACCGUUUAGCUAGUAAAGAAGCUUUCAGUUCAGGUGGAAACUUCCGUCAUGGGCAGUUUGAUUCCUACAUCUACGCUUUUUCUGACGAUACUACUAUUGCAUGCUAUGGACGUGGAAUCAUGCCUUUCUCUGGACUUUGGACAGCAACUGGUGCUUUGGCCAAUGGAGAUCCUCUUUCGUUCGGUCACCUAAUGUACCAUUAUGCUCAUGCGAUGCUCCAUCAAGUCACUCACUCUGUCACGAGCACUAUUAACCACUACAAGAAAAAAGCUGAAUUAUGA